Tauraco erythrolophus (red-crested turaco) is the source of this 1143-nucleotide messenger RNA. The record is from RefSeq and is a predicted model, not a curated record. Lineage: Eukaryota; Metazoa; Chordata; Aves; Musophagiformes; Musophagidae.
GCUGACUCGCAAGUUGUUCAGAAGUGGAUGGAUGGUGUGAAAGACUUCUUAAUGACAGAAAAGGCUGUUCAAGGAGAUACUGAAGGACUUCAAAGACAACUUGACCAGUGCACAAUGUUUGUCAAUGAAAUGGAGAAGAUUGAACCAUCACUGAAAAAGAUGAAAGAAGUAGAGUCUGCUUUAAGAGCUCAGCCUAUCUCAGGCAUAAAUACUUGGGCAAAGUCUAGGCUAGUAGACUGCCAGAGUCAAUGGGAGAAACUGAGCAAACAGAUCAUUAGUCAGAAAAAUCGCCUGUCUGAAAGUCAGGAAAAAGCUGUAAAUCUGAAGAAGGAUUUGGCAGAGAUGCAAGAAUGGAUGACCCAAGCUGAAGAAGAAUAUUUGGAGAAAGAUUUUGAAUACAAGUCCCCUGAAGAGCUAGAGAACGCGGUGGAGGAAAUGAAGAGAGCGAAGGAGGAUGUGUUGCAGAAGGAAGUGCGGGUGAAGAUUCUCAAAGACAACAUCAAGAUGUUGGCCGCCAAAGUGCCCUCUAGUGGUCAGGACCUGGCGACUGAGCUGAACGUUGUGCUGGAGAACUACCAGCUACUGUGCAAUCGGAUCCGGGGGAAAUGCCACACUUUGGAGGAGGUGUGGUCCUGUUGGAUUGAGCUACUUCAGUAUCUUGAUUUAGAAACGGCUUGGCUAAACAGUCUGGAAGAAAGGGUACAAAUGACAGAAAAUCUGCCUGAUAAGUUGGAUACUGUCAGUGAUGCUCUUGAGUCCCUGGAAUCAGUCCUGCGUCAUCCAGCUGAUAAUCGAACCCAGAUUCGGGAACUUGGGCAGACCCUGAUUGAUGGAGGAAUUCUUGAUGAUAUCAUCAGUGAAAAAUUGGAGGCUUUCAAUGCCCGCUAUGAGGAAUUGAGUCAUUUGGCGGUAAGCCGGCAGAUUGCCUUGGAACAGCAGCUUCAAACCAUGCGAGAAACCGACCACAUGUUGCAGGUCUUGCAGGAGAACUUAGCGGAGCUGGAUAGACAGCUGACGUCUUACCUAACUGAUAGGGUAGAUGCCUUUCAGAUGCCCCAGGAGGCUCAGAAGGUUGCAUUCAAUAACAAUCUUAACGGUUUUCCAUUUGGCAAGCCGGCACCAGAGCCAGAAUAUUUAAAAUAA